GCUCCGGCGCUCACAUCCGCUGGAGCAAUCUGUGUUGGAAAAAGGACUUUGUGGAACUGCAGCGAUGUCAGUCCAGGUUGUGGCAACGAAAAUGGCAGAGGUCGAUCUCAAAGACGUUCCCAGCAGCAAAGAUCUACCCGCGGGAUCCCCGGUGUCCCCCGCGUCUGACGUCAAAAACAUCGCCAAAAACGAGGCCAGUUCCUCCGUCUCAACCUCCCCAACAGCGGAGUCCUCCUCUGCGAAAGCCGGGGAAGGAGCACUCAAUCCGAACCCCGGGAAGAUGCCACAAGCCUCGGCUAUGAAGCGCACGGAUCCGCAGCAAAACGGCGGGGAGGCUUUUGUCAACCGGGACGGGACAGUGGCCGAAGCUCCGCGGAUGAAAAAGAUCCAGUUUGCAGAUCAGAAACAGGAAUUCAACAAAAGACCCUCCAAAAUUGGUCGCCGCUCGCUGUCACGCUCCAUCUCUCAAUCCUCCACAGACAGCUACAGCUCAGCGGCCUCGUACACAGACAGUUCUGACGAUGAGACCUCUCCUCGGGACAAACAGCAGAAAAACUCAAAGGGAAAUGGAGACUUCUGCAUCAAAAACAUCAAACAGGCCGAGUUUGGACGCCGUGAGAUUGAGAUCGCCGAGCAAGAGAUGCCAGCGCUGAUGGCUCUGAGGAAGAGGGCUCAGGGGGAGAAGCCGCUGGCUGGUGCCAAAGUGGUUGGUUGCACCCAUAUCACUGCACAGACGGCUGUCCUGAUGGAGACCCUGUCGGCUCUGGGGGCUCAGUGCCGGUGGGCCGCCUGUAACAUUUACUCCACUCAGAACGAAGUGGCAGCUGCUCUGGCCGAGGGAGGUUUCAGUGUCUUUGCAUGGAAGGGUGAGUCAGAGGAUGACUUCUGGUGGUGCAUUGAUCGCUGCGUCAACGUUGAAGGCUGGCAGCCCAACAUGAUCUUGGAUGAUGGCGGAGAUCUUACUCACUGGAUCUACAAAAAGUAUCCAAAUAUGUUCAAAAAGAUCAAGGGCAUUGUAGAGGAGAGUGUUACCGGGGUGCACAGGUUGUACCAGUUGUCCAAAGCGGGGAAACUGUGUGUUCCUGCCAUGAACGUGAAUGACUCUGUGACAAAGCAGAAGUUUGAUAAUCUGUACUGCUGUAGGGAGUCUAUCCUGGAUGGCCUCAAGAGAACCACUGAUGUCAUGUUCGGAGGAAAGCAGGUGGUGGUGUGUGGAUACGGAGAGGUUGGAAAAGGAUGCUGCGCUGCUCUUAAAGCCAUGGGCUCCAUUGUGUACGUCACAGAGAUCGACCCAAUCUGUGCCUUGCAGGCCUGUAUGGACGGAUUCCGACUGGUCAAACUUAAUGAAGUCAUCAGGCAAGUGGACAUCGUCAUCACAUGCACAGGAAAUAAGAAUGUGGUGGUGAGGGAGAACUUGGACCGAAUGAAAAAUGGUUGCAUCGUCUGUAACAUGGGACACUCCAACACUGAGAUUGAUGUGGCCAGCCUCCGGACCCCAGAGCUGACCUGGGAGAGAGUGCGCUCACAGGUGGACCAUGUGAUCUGGCCCGAUGGCAAGAGGAUAGUCCUGCUGGCAGAGGGUCGACUGUUGAACCUCAGCUGUUCCACUGUGCCAACAUUUGUGCUGUCCAUCACUGCCACUACUCAGGCGCUGGCUCUGAUAGAACUCUACAAUGCCCCCGAGGGUCGCUACAAACAGGACGUGUACCUGCUGCCCAAGAAGAUGGACGAGUAUGUGGCCAGCCUCCACCUCCCCACUUUUGACGCACAUCUGACAGAGCUCAGUGAUGAACAGGCCAAGUAUCUGGGCCUGAACAAGAAUGGGCCAUUCAAGCCAAACUACUACAGGUAUUAAACACAGUUGGAUGGGGGGAAUCGCACCAUUCAAUAAACCACACAGACUCAUAUAACCGAGGAGGAGGAGAGAGGAGACUAAAGACCACUGGAAGAACGAAGUCAAACACAUCUGCUUUUACACAGGCGGGAUAGGGAGGGGAGGGGGACUGUGACCUCUCCAUGACCUUUUGGGGCAGAAUCUAUAAUUUAUUCAAACUUUGAUCACACUUCUUCUUAUAACUGUAACUUUCUGAAGCUGCUCCUACCAUUCACCUACCUUUCACUUUGUCUGUGUCCAACUUCAAAUUUCUUUUUGCCAACCCCAAAAGAGUCCCAUCUGUUCGUCAAGUUGUUUGUAUUGCCUCCAUUCUCACGUCUCAUUGCCAGAUUUUUUAUUAACUAUUAAAAUAACAUUAAUGAUGCUAAAUAUAUAAACUAUAUAGAUCCAAUGAUUAAAAUUUAGUGUGAAUGAAGAUAAACUAUGAAGAUUUAGUGUCAGACAUGUUUUUCCUGUUAUCUUUUCUACUCAUGUUUUUUUGUUGUUUCGUUUUUUUUUGUUUUUUUUUUGUGUAACUUUACAAGGGCAGGGCUAAAUGUAGUGGGAGGGACUAGCCAGGAUCUCAGGGUCCAGUUAUAUCAGUACUCCUAUUUCGUUCUUUGAGAUUCAUGUUUUAAACUUUUUUUUUUAACUUGUAAAAUGUUUAAUUUGUCAUAGACCAGCCUGUAAUUUUUCAACUAAACUCAAAACAGGUUAAAUGAUCUCAUCUUGGUUCGUCUACACCAAUGUUCAAGCCAUGCAAAGUGUUUUGGUAACACUUUCUAACAACCAUACUUUUAAUACUUUUAAUAGCCUAAUUAAGCAGAACAAAGAUAAUUUGUAAUGAACAAACAGUUAAUUUAGAAUGAUUCAGGAUUAGUAACUACACACAGUAUGUAUGUAAUACAAAAAAAUGGAAAAAAUAGACUCCUAACACCUUAAGUAGGUACUAUGCCUGAAUCAUUCUUAAUAAACAAUGUACUCAUUAUGAAUUAAGUCUGUGUUUAAAUAAGGCUAAUUAGGCUGUAGUUAUCAUAUAGUGUUACCAGUAUUUCACAUUAGUACUAAAACUAUGACAGCUUUUACUAUUUAUACCAUGGUCAGUGAGAAUUCCAAUGGCUAACUGCGGUGCGUAAUGUACAAGUAGUCCAGCAAUAGCCAAAUCACCUUCUAGAUCACUGCUCUGCGGCCGUCACCAUGACACCACCAUAGCAACAGAUAAACAAAUGCUCAACUGCUGGGAGUAGAGCGUAGGGACUAGCUUCAUUUAAAAUACUGAAAUAACUAAUAAUAUAAUACUAAUAUUUUGACAUUUACAGCCAUAGAAGAGGCUUUUUAUAUUCACACUUGAGACAUCAGUUUAUAGCCAUGAUUACAGCGCAUUAAACCACUUGGAGCCAUGCGGUCUACAGUUUUAUCGCACAUCGCGAAGCAAUUAAGUAAUGCUUACUUUCUACCAUAAGUGUUACACACAGGAGCUCAACUUAACAGGGGUUAACAUUUAUUUGUAUGUUAACAUGUUUUUCUAAACUUUUUUCUUUUCUUACAUCAUCUUGUGUCCUGACUUUUAACCGAAAAAAUACUUGCGUUUUAAAUCUAUCUGUGUAAAAAAAAAAAAAAAGUUGCUCACUAAGAAUACUGUGACAAAAUAUUUAGACAAACCAAAUGCACACAAACUUUGCUGCCAUAAUGGUACUCAAGACGUUUUCAAUAUGUGGUGCGAUAACUGUCCAUCACACACACAAGUGUCUGGUACUCAAAAGAUAAAAUUUAAAGGGGGUAGAAUAUACUAGCUCCUUGCAUGGUUGACUGUGACUGUGGUUCAUGACAAUACUUGCUUUUUUUUCCUAAAGGUUUUUAAUCAAAUUGCUGCAGAAACCUCUGCACAACAAACUGCUGCUUUAUUUAACCCAGAAAUCACUUUUCAAAUUGGUAUCAUGCAUUACAUUUAUCCUAAGCCAGGGUCGCAGAAUAUAAGACCCAAAUAUGUGCGAGUGUGGGACUACUGUGUGGAUUGCAUUAAUGAUAUUAUGUAAAAUUUUGACCCAAGGUGACCCAUUUAUACAGGGUUAACAGAGAUAUUUGGUAGAGUAGGUCGCCAGAGUUUUAUCCCGGCUGCUUUUCCCUCCAUUUCUUAUUAUCCAAAUACAAUGAGUUCAAAUUAGGAUCCAACAUAGUCACAGAGUCAAAUGUAUAAUGUUCUUAUGGAGAAAAUAAAAACUUGCCAAAUGUUUGAGAUUCUCUAUUAAUGUGCUUGAAUAUGUUUAGAAAGUGACUGUGAACUGAAUCCAGAUUUGAAAAACAAAAAUAGCAAAUUUUGUCACUUUUUUUCCCAUCCGAACUCUGUAUCCUUCCAAACUCUGUAUCCUUACUACAUUUGUCAGCUCAAAUCCAAUAAGGACUAAACCAGGUCUAAUCGUUUCUAAAACUACUACAUUAAUCUUUCAAGUCUGAGUGCCGAUUGUAAUAUUAUUGAAAUACAUUUUAUUCCAUAUUACAUCAUAACUGUAAUCUAGUGUAUGUGUUGUGCAGCCAUGGUUCAUACAGGGUUUUAGUAUUCUGCCACAAAAUAGUGAAGCUAGAAAAAACAAUUUAACACAUUAUGCAUGAACUCAAACUCCAAAAUAAAGGCUUGAACUUUCACUGCAGCAUCACUUCACCGUCCCAGCUGUGUAUGUGCUGUUUCAAAGUAGUAUGUAACCCUCCUGCUAUUUGUCUUAAGAUUCAGUUCUCUUUUAUAAGAAUGAAUGUUUUAAUAAUGAUCUCUUGAGAGACAGAUUACAGAUUACAGUGAAAGAAAUUAUUUCACAGCUCUGCUAAAAUAAAAAAAAAAAAACAGCCAGAUCACCACAGUGUGUUCAAGUAAUAAUUCCAGGCCAGUGUUGUGUUAAAAUUACCACUUCACUGGCCACACAAUUUGAAAUUUGGCUUUUGGGGCAAGAAUUGGGUUUCAUGUCAAAAUAAUGUGUAAAUUGUUGUAAAUUAUUUUAAUUGGUAGUAUCAGUGUAAAACAUGAUACACCCAGAAAAAUGUAGUUUUUGUAUUAGGGCUGCACAGUAUGUGGAUAAAGGUGAUAUUUCAAAAACUUUAAAUUAACUGUUCAAUAUUGUGAGAACAGUUUUGCAAUUGUUUAGAGAAUACUGGUUAGUUCAAUUAAUGUAAAAAUAGAGUGUUAGUUACUAGCCAAGUGUGUCAAAAGACAAAAAACACAAUCAAAACUGGGCUAAUAGGCUCCAUGCACAACAGCGCACAGGAACCUCACUGUAAUCGUCACUGAUUCUUGUCCAGUUUUAUCUCUCUGGGGUUUUUGCCAAGUGACACUAAAAGAUCGGGCAGUGAACAGAGAGCUGCGGGUGCAUGUCACUAAGAACAUGUUAAAAACUACACAAAUAAAACAAAUACUUCACUAGAGGACACUUCCGUGUUUAGAAAGGGAUUUUUGCUUCUCAAUGCUAUUGCUAAUUUUGAGUCAUAAUAAAUAUUUAAACAACACCACAAAGUGAAGUAUUCUACAUAUAGAAAAUAAUUGGGGAGUCUUUAUUUUUAAUUAAUUUGAAUUUUAAUAGGUUGUUUAUUUUAUGUUUUACGAUUUUAAUAAAAAUGACUGUUUUGCGACACAGUGAUCUCGUUAGAGGGCUGCUGUGCAUAGAGCCUGUUACAGUUGAAGACAAUAACAUGACAUCUUGAAUUAAUGCAUUUUCAUUUUAAAGGUGUAUUAUGUAACUUUCUGCUAAAGGUUUUAUCACAUUCUUGGCUCCAUAAAGUUGUUAUUGCACUGCCUGAAUAAUUCCACAUUAUGGCAUUAAAUUAUACAUUCAAGCACAAGUGUUUUUGUUUUUUUAAAUUAAGAAAUACCAUGGAAUAGCAUGUGUUCUUACUGUGAGCAGGGUCACUUCUUUUCAGAUCUGACUUGUAAUUUGAAAAAACCUGCUUGCCUCCAUGCAGCUAGAUAAAGUUAAUGCCGUACUGUGGAACAUUCCAGUCAAAGAAGUUAAAGCUCCAUGGAGACAAGAGAGGCUCUGUAAGUAAAACAAUGUGAUAUCUGCAAUAUUCCUUUUCUUUCAAUGUGGAUCUUAUAAUCUAAUCUUGUUCUAAUGAUCAUUUUGAAACAUAUUGUGUGGCCCUAUUUUGGAAGGAUUUUUUAAAUAUUUUCUCAGAGCUCUUUUCGUUCUCAGUGUGGUACAUAAAUGUUUGUAGGUAAUGGUCGCAUCGUUAACAGCUGCCUCAGGAUCUUUCCAACUUUGUGCGGAGGGGCAUGGGAUACACCAGCAUUGUACAUGUAUAUAAACUAUACAAAUAAGACAACUGUUCAAAUAUAGGAAGGAUAGUGAAGAUCAAAAAACUUCUGUAUUUGUUUGAAUUACUAAGGGCAAAAUGGCAGAUUCUCAAAAACCUGUUUAAGUUGUUACAGAAACCCUAUGUUUAAAUAUUGCUAGUGAUAAUAGUAAAUGAUGAGCAAUAAUUCAAUUCUGUAAUCUCAACAAAUAAAGAUGU
Molecule: messenger RNA, 6367 nt
Organism: Periophthalmus magnuspinnatus
Lineage: Eukaryota; Metazoa; Chordata; Actinopteri; Gobiiformes; Gobiidae
Gene: ahcyl2b
Product: adenosylhomocysteinase like 2b
Exons: 17
Coding region: 65-1855 (596 amino acids)
Biological process (GO): L-methionine cycle
Cellular component (GO): cytosol
Source: RefSeq, a predicted model, not a curated record